AUGGUGGCGGCGCGUUGCGUCGCAUCCAGCCCCAGCAACACCAGCGUGGACGCCAGCACCAGCGGGGGACGGCGGGCGAUGCUGCUUCUGGGCUUCAGCACGCUCGCGGUGGCAGCGGCGGGCCCGGCGGCGGCGCAGCUGGAGCGCCCAACCAACAAGGAGGUGGAUAACGACACUUCGCCCUUCAUUCAGGAGCUGCUGCGCCGCACCGAGGAGAAGCGCGAAGAGCGCAAGCAGCAGCGGCUGAACGAUUACUACAAGCGGAACUUCCCGGAGUACUUCAAGUUCGACGGCGGCAGCGAGGCGGCCGCCACCGCGCGGGGGUUGUCACCCGAGACUGCGGCGGCGAUGCGCAAGUGGCUGGAGGACAACGAGGAUCAGCCCAUGCCUGGCCUGAGGAAGAGGGACUAG
Messenger RNA from Monoraphidium neglectum, 411 nucleotides. RefSeq lists its product as hypothetical. The transcript is spliced from 2 exons. The coding region runs from base 1 to 411 and encodes 136 amino acids. NCBI's taxonomy places the organism in Eukaryota, Viridiplantae, Chlorophyta, Chlorophyceae, Sphaeropleales, Selenastraceae. The record is from RefSeq and is a predicted model, not a curated record.